Molecule: messenger RNA, 1715 nt
Organism: Cuscuta epithymum
Lineage: Eukaryota; Viridiplantae; Streptophyta; Magnoliopsida; Solanales; Convolvulaceae
Source: the annotation of a GenBank genome assembly
CGGCAAGUCUAUCCGGGAUACUGGAACCACCAAGGACAUGGUUGCUUUGGUCUCAGAUGGUGUUUCCAGCUACGCCAAACAGCUCCUUCAGGCUGAUGGGUGGAUUGUUGAAGAAAUUAGUUUAUUGGCAAACCCAAAUCAAGUGAGACCGACCAGGUUUUGGGGCGUCUAUACGAAACUGAAAAUCUUCAAUAUGACUAAUUACAAGAAAGUGGUGUAUCUUGAUGCUGAUACAAUAGUUGUGAAGAGCAUUGAAGACUUAUUUAAAUGUGAAAAGUUCUGUGCAAACUUGAAGCACUCUGAAAGGCUGAAUUCUGGAGUCAUGGUUGUUGAGCCAUCUGAAGAACUUUUUAAGGAUAUGAUUAGCAAGGUUACCACUUUACAUUCUUACACUGGAGGUGAUCAAGGGUUUCUCAACUCCUACUAUGCUGGGUUUCCUAAUGCUCAUCUGUUUGAGCCGAACUUACCACAAGAUGUUUUAAAAUCUAGGCCCCUUCCUAAAAUGGAGAGACUUUCUACUCUUUACAAUGCAGAUGUUGGCCUAUACAUGCUUGCUAACAAGUGGAUGGUUGAUGAGAAAGAACUGCGUGUUAUACAUUACACACUUGGGCCACUCAAACCAUGGGAUUGGUGGACAUCUUGGCUUGUCAAACCGGUUGAUGUCUGGCAGAAUGCCAGGGUGCAGCUUAAGGAAACUUUACCAGGAACCCAUGGAGGCAAAAAUCCUAAAGAUGAUUUUUUUGUCAAAUUGCUUUGCCUGUUUCCGUUAUUUCUUGUACUUUUCUGCUUCUACCGGUCAUAUUUACAGACGCGCUCACUUUAUGAUCAUAUGAAACAUAUAUACUACAAGUUCAGAGCAGGAGGUAUCCUUCCUUAUUCUUCAGUUCCUCCAUCCAUCAUCAGCUCCAACCAACAGUUAACAGAUGGUACACAGUUUAAGGUGCCUUCUUAUGUAUGUGGGUUGUCAAUCUUUGUCUGUUUUGGUGCUGCUUUGCUGUCCCUUGGGCUCUCUCUCCUAAUCAUCCCCCGCCAAAUAAUGCCCUGGACUGGUCUCAUCCUAAUGUAUGAGUGGACAUUCACGCUUUUCUUCCUCUUCUUUGGAAGUUACUUGAAUGUAGUCCGGCAAUGGGGAAAGCUGAUGGGAAAUCAAGUGGGCAGUUCUCGAUCUGAGUCAUUGGCAUAUGAUUCAGCAAAAGUUCAUCAGCGGCAGCAGUCAUGUUGUGACAUGGCUGCAUGGAACUAUGGUUUAGGAAUGGCUUUUCUUGCCAUUGCAACCCCAUCACUGCCUUGUCUUUUUGGGGUCACUUCACUGUUUUUGAGGUUGGGUAUGAUGGUGGGAGCAGGAAUUGUUCUAGCAUCCUUCAUGACAUAUGCUUCAGAGCACAUGGCAAUUAUAUCAUUCAUGAAAGGCCUGGAAGAGAAAGACACACAUAGGAGUAGUAGUAGUAGUAGAAGCUUAUGUUUCUUGUGCUGACUUUUUAAUCAUGUAUAUGUCAGCUAACCCAUAACACUUCCUUUUUUUAGUGUAGUUUGUUGUGUGUUCUACUGUAUGGCAGAGAUUGUAUAUCAUCUUUGAAAUUUUAGCUAAUGUUAAAAAAAGAAAGAAGAAAAUCUCUUUUUCUGUUGUGUUGAAGUGAAAAUUGUGAGAAGUAGGUGUUGUUUGUCCCUAGGAAGGAGACGAGGACACGUACCAUUUUUUAUACAUGUCUAUUUCU